Molecule: messenger RNA, 3936 nt
Organism: Ilex paraguariensis (yerba mate)
Lineage: Eukaryota; Viridiplantae; Streptophyta; Magnoliopsida; Aquifoliales; Aquifoliaceae
Source: the annotation of a GenBank genome assembly
GGUCUUAGCUUGAUUUCAGUGAUUAACGUGUAAAGCUGAAGUUUUUAUGCACAUGUUCUACUUUUUGCCACUAGGGUUGGAUUUUUUUACAUAUUUAGGAUAAGAAACUUGAAAACUUGGGAAGUUUUUCUGAUUUUUCCUAAGAAGAUGUCGCCUGAAAUGGCGAUAAUGGCCGACGAUGGAGUCGAGUACUCUUUUGCUCUGGAGUACCAUGGCCCACCCAUAACACAUGACCUUCCGAAAGCCGUUCCCAUCAAUGUCGAGAGGAUUCCGGUGGCAGCUGUGGUUUCCCAAGUAUCUUUAUCGGAGAAGUUGUCGUUGCCGAUUGUCCAACCGGUAAUAGCUUCUGAUAUUACAAAAAAGUUCUCGAAAGAGUUAACGUUAGGCUCUGAAUCAACUGUUUCACCUACAUCCGUUAUUCAAUUUGAAUCGCGAGAUGGGGAUGGUUAUGAUUCCGUGUCAAAAGAACUCGGUCUAGGGUUUGAAACCACUGUUUCUCCAAGUUCUGUGAUUGCAUUGGAGGAGAGAUGUGGAAGCAAUGCCAACUGUGUGUUAUCGGGUGAGUUGAGCAAUUCAGGUACUUUAGAGGAGUUCCCAGAAGGCCAAUAUGGAUCUGGUGAAUUUUCUGAAGUGAUUAAUUCGACUGGGUUGGGAUGUUCCUCCAUCAGUCAUGAUCAUUCCUAUGAGUUGGUAGGUGGGGUGGAAAGCUCGGGGACAUUGGGAUUUUUGGAUCGCUUCGAGAGAUCUAAGGAGUUAUCUGGAAGUUCAAGUGCAUUGAGGGUUUCGAAUGGUUGUAAGGAGAGCUUAGACGGUAGUGAUUUGAACCCACCGGAUUGGGCCUCAACCGAGUCGGUGUUGAGUUUGGAUUAUCCGUCUUCUAGGGUAUCUUCUCUAAGGAUAGGGGAUGGCAAUAAUGAACCUGCUUCUGAUGUAAGGAGAAAUCCUGUUGUUACAUUUCGUGACGCUGAGUCAGAGGACGAGGAUAUUAGUCAAGAAUUUAGUCGCCCUGAACCUGAGAUUGUACGAGAGAGUAGAAAACCUCAGGUCAAGGUGAGGAAAGGAGCAUGUUAUCGGUGCUUCAGAGGCAAUAGGUUAACCGAAAAGGAGAUUUGCAUUGUUUGUGAUGCAAAAUAUUGUAGUAAUUGUGUGCUCAGAGCAAUGGGGUCUAUGCCAGAGGGGCGAAAGUGUGUUACUUGCAUUGGAUGCCCUAUUGACGAAUCAAAGAGAGGGAAUUUGGGAAAAUGCUCUAGAAUGCUCAAGCGACUGCUUAAUGACUUGGAGGUUCGACAGAUACUGAAGACUGAGAAACUGUGUGAAGUGAAUCAAUUGCCAUCGGAGUAUGUCUGCAUAAAUGGAAAGCCACUGUGUAAUGAGGAGCUGGUUAUAUUGCAGAGCUGCCCAAAUCCACCAAAAAAGCUAAAACCAGGAAACUAUUGGUAUGAUAAAGUAUCUGGCCUUUGGGGAAAGGAAGCACAGAAGCCUUCACAAAUUAUAAGCCCCCAUUUGAACGUCGGGGGUCCCAUCAAGGCGGAUGCUAGCAAUGGGAACACACAAGUGUAUAUUAAUGGUCGUGAGAUCACUAAAGUAGAACUACGGAUGUUACAGUUGGCUGGAGUCCAAUGUGCUGGGAACCCACAUUUUUGGGUGAAUGAGGAUGGUUCAUACCAAGAAGAGGGACAGAAAAAUACAAAAGGCUAUAUCUGGGGAAAGGCCGGAACAAAGCUGGUUUGUGCUCUAUUGUCUCUUCCAGUUCCUUCGAAAUCGUCUUAUACUUGUGGAGAACAAAUGAAUAAUGUGCUUAGCCGAAUGGUGCCAGACUACCUUGAGCAGAGAACACUUCAGAAACUUCUUCUAAUUGGAUAUAGUGGAUCAGGGACGAGUACCAUAUUUAAGCAGGCCAAGAUUCUUUACAAAGAUGUAGCUUUCUCGGAGGAUGAACGUGAAAGCAUCAAAUUAUUAAUCCAGAGCAAUGUGUAUGGCUACCUUGGUAUACUACUUGAGGGCCGCGAGCGUUUUGAAGAUGAAAGUUUGAAUGAAUUGAGGAAAGCUCAGUCUCUUGAUGAAUAUGGUCAAAUAGCAGGGAACACUGACGGGGAUGAUUCAAAAACUAUAUAUUCUAUUUGCCCAAGGCUGAAAGCAUUCUCCGACUGGCUUCUGAAAACUAUGGUGGCAGGAAAUUUGGAAGCUGUUUUCCCAGCUGCUACUCGGGAAUAUGCACCAUUAGUUGAAGAAUUGUGGAAAAAUGUAGCCAUUCAGGCCACAUACAAGCGUAGAAGUGAAUUGGAAAUGCUCCCUAGUGUUGCUAGCUAUUUCCUAGAGAGGGUCUUUGAUAUAUUGAGAACAGAUUAUGAACCUUCAGAUGUGGACAUACUAUAUGCUGAAGGUGUUACCUUAUCAAACGGGCUUGCUUGUGUGGACUUCUCAUUCCCUGAGCCAUCACCUGAUGAUAAAAAUGACACUGCUGAUCCGCAGGAUUCUCUGCUCAGAUUUCAACUGGUUAGGGUACAAGCCAGAGGCUUUGGAGAAAACUGCAAGUGGCUAGAGAUGUUUGAAGAUGUUAGACUUGUUGUUUUCUGUGUUGCCUUGAGUGACUAUGACCAAUUUGCUAGUGAUGACAAUGGGGAUUUGGUAAACAAGAUGUUACUGAGCAGGAAAUUCUUUGAGAGCAUUGUUACACAUCCAACCUUUGAUCAGAUGGACUUCCUUCUAAUACUGAACAAAUUUGAUUUGUUUGAGGAAAAGAUGGAACGAGUUCCUCUGACUCGGUGUGAAUGGUUUGAUGAUUUCCAUCCAGUGAUGAGCCGUCAUCGCUCCAACAGCAGUAACAGCAACAGCUACAGCAACAACAUCAACAGUAGCCCCUCCCUGGGUCAGGUGGCUUUCCAUUAUAUUGCUGUUAAAUUCAAGAGGCUCUACUCGGCUCUCACUGGGCAAAAGCUGUUUGUUUCACUGGUGAAGGGUUUGGAGCCCAAGAGUGUUGAUGACACGUUUAAAUAUGCGAGGGAGAUUCUGAAGUGGGACGAAGAGAGACCCAACUUCAGCAUGAGUGAGUACUCAUUAUAUAGCACCGAGGCCAGUUCAUUCUCUCCCUGAAAAGUUAAAUCAGCAAAAGGAUUUAGCUGGGGUCGGCCCCUGUUUAACCAUCAUCAUUUGCACUGUACAUAAAAAGGUCUUGUAAAUGAGGAAGAUGAAAGUUGUUUAAUGAUCAGCAUUAGUCUUGGUUUGUUUUCCUACCUUCCACAAGUAAUCGCAGCAGCCAGAUUACAAGAAGCUGAGGUAUCAUUCCUAUGUGGUGCUUUUACCUACUUACGUUGCUAGCACAUAUCCGCACACGUUACUUUUGCAAUACCUCGUGUUUGUGUCCUAUCAACCUGCCAAGCAAUGGCAUCUUAUCAGCAGUGCUAUUUGUAACAUGUUUGUGCAACUGCGAUCCUGGGGAUUUGAUAUAGCAGCACUAAUUGCGAUAUAUUAUGAAAAUGAAUCUGAUUUAGUCGAAAGUAUUCUUCUUUAUGUGAAAUUACAGAUGUGCAGUAGAAAUCUUUGUUGAAGUGAAGGCACUGAUGAUAUGUAUUGCAUUUGUUUUUCUUUUGCCUCUGUUUGUUUCCGAGGCUGGCAAAUUUGUUGUCUGAUUGGGACAUCUCUGUAUGCACAUUCUUAUUUUGGAUAGCAGUAGUCCAUCUCCUAAUGCAACUGCUAAGAUUGGAUUCGAUUUGCCUCCAUUACUCCUUCCCUUUAAUUUUUUUCAAUACAUUGUUAGAUGAGUGAAAUGUGUAAUAUUUUGAAUUUUAAUGGAUUAAAUGUUUUUUCAUUCAUUUAUAUUGUUGGUGGAGAGUUAAUCAUUAUUAAGGAGUUUUUUCACGAGCAAAAAAUCUUAUCCAUUGAAAUUUAAAAUUUUAUAUGUGUCACUCAUCUAGGACUGUAUUGAGGAGAAUUGAA